AUGCCUAAGGAAGUCCAAACCAAGCAGGCCCUGCACCUGGAGGUCAUCCACUUCGCCCCCGGGCAGAUGUUCAGCAGCCGGCUGCUGGCAGAGAGGGUAUUUGGCCUGCUCCUCGGACCCCAGUACAGCGAACCCACGGGCAGCAAUCAGCUCGCCCAGAUCCGGGAGCGCGCAAGUGUAAUUUUAUCCCGAAUAUUCGACCUUUGCCUCGCGCGGGCCGCAACUUUUGCCGCGCUGGAUGACUGGGACCUCGGCUGGCAGAUCGUGGCCGGGGACCUAGCGGAGAACUACAAGUGCGUCAUGGGAGCUGGGGAGCUGAAGGAGUUAGUGACCUUGUUCGCCGACGCCCGCGUCCGGUUCCUCGACAGUCCCCGGGCCAACAGACCCCACGCGUCCCCCGACAAGCUCGCGAACUUGAUCGACCGGUGGCUGGAAGCCACGCUGCACGACGCCGCCGCCAUCUCGCCGCACCCCCCGGCGUCACCCUCAUUGUUGCCCGCGCGCCCCGCCCCGCUCGAGAACCUCUUCGCAGGCUUCAGCCUGCACACUCACGGAGCCUCGCCCGCCGCUGCCACCGCCGCCGGCCCUACCGCAACCGACUGGCCCCCGUCCCACCUCCCCGCUGCCGACCGUCACCUCCUGGACCACUUCAAGGUCCGUGCGCAGCUCGCCGGCGUCUGCUGGGACACCAAGGGCGAGAUGCCGAACCUCCCCGACGACAAGUCCCCCCCGCUGGCCCUGCGCCUGUUUCUCGGCUGGCUCGCCGCAGCACACACACCCCCUCCGGCAGCAACAACGACACCGACGACCGCCCCGCCCUUCGCGCUGUUUGCCGCCCCCGUCGCCUUUGCCGACAACCGCGAGCGGCAGGCCUGGUUCCGGCCCUCGGGCUGUCAAUCCAAGCUGUUCGGCCACGUGGAGGGUUUCCUGGCCUACGCGGCCGACAACUUCGCCGCCGGCAAGACGAUGGUUCUCGGCCUGCUCACGCCCGUGCUGCGGCGGUUCGGGGCCGCCCUGAUGCUGCGCCUCGUGGAGCGCGGGGGCGUCCGCGGGGUGCAAGUGGUGUUUUUCUGCCCCUGGGACGAGCACCCGUGGAUCAAGGAGCAGUGGCGGCUGCAGGACUGGCGGCUGCGGCUGUGGAAGAGCGCCGUGCUGGACGCGGUGGAUGCGUGGGCGGCGAAGCAUGGCGUCGUCAUCCACGAGGGGUACUCCAGCGGCUCGAUCCGCGUGCCCAGAGACCGCGACCACGAUUCAGUGGGCAUGUGUGCGGGUUGGCUGCUGCGCGUGGUGACGGCCACGCAGAAGACGAUCCCCGGUGAUGGGGAAGAUGAAGAGUGGGAGUGGGAGGAGACGUGCCAUUUCAGAAAGCUGGAAAACUGGGCUAAGGUGGAGGAAGACAUUGAGGAGGAUGAGAAGAUGGAGGUAGACGCGGAAACUUAA
Chaetomium globosum CBS 148.51 is the source of this 1440-nucleotide messenger RNA. RefSeq lists its product as uncharacterized. Bases 1 to 1440 code for a protein of 479 amino acids. The transcript has 2 exons. Lineage: Eukaryota; Fungi; Ascomycota; Sordariomycetes; Sordariales; Chaetomiaceae. The record is from RefSeq and is a predicted model, not a curated record.